CGUAAAAAUACAAUUUUCGACUUUAGUCAACCUCAACUCCGCGACCACGAAAAGCUCAAUUCGGGAGCUUCGCAUUGCGCAAUCUUCUUUACUAACUACGAAACAGCCAAACCCUUUCCGAAAAAUAAUACAACAUGGCUGACCGAGGCGGUGCUCGUGGCGGCGGAUUUGGAUCUCGAGGUGACCGAGGCGGCGAUCGCGGUCGUGGUCGUGGCAGAGGCCGUGGCCGUCGUGGUGGUGCGAAGGACAGCGAAAAGGAGUGGAUGCCUGUCACCAAGCUUGGCCGUCUCGUGAAGGCUGGCAAGAUCAAGAGCAUGGAGGAGAUCUACCUACACUCUCUACCCAUCAAGGAGUACCAGAUUGUCGACUUCUUCCUACCCAAGCUAAAGGAUGAGGUCAUGAAGAUCAAGCCCGUCCAGAAGCAGACCCGUGCUGGUCAGCGAACCCGAUUUAAGGCCAUCGUCAUCAUUGGUGACUCCGAAGGUCACGUUGGUCUUGGCAUCAAGACCUCCAAGGAAGUCGCUACUGCCAUCCGCGCCGCGAUUAUCAUCGCCAAGCUUAGCGUCAUCCCCGUCCGACGUGGUUACUGGGGUACCAACCUUGGUCUCCCUCACUCUCUGCCCGUCAAGGAGAGCGGAAAGUGUGGUUCCGUCACUGUCCGACUUAUCCCUGCUCCUCGUGGUACCCAGAUUGUUGCGUCUCCUGCCGUCAAGCGUCUCUUGCAACUUGCCGGUAUUGAGGACGCCUACACCUCCUCAUCCGGUUCCACCAAGACCCUGGAGAACACCCUAAAGGCCACCUUCGCUGCUAUCUCCAACAGCUACGGAUUCUUGACGCCCAACCUGUGGUCCGAGACGAAAUUGAUCCGAAGCCCGUUGGAGGAAUACGCGGAUACUCUCCGGGAAGGAAAGAGAUACUAAAUGCAGAAUUCUGGGCAUUCGGCGUGGAUUCGUUCUUGAUUUCUAAUUGCAUCGGUGCCAGGUAGGCAGGCAUCAGACUAGGGCAGCAAAAAUGGCAGCUUCAUUCUGACAAUGAACAAUUAACUUGACUUCAUGCAUUGUGCAACUCAGGGUAUUACCGAUAAUACAUUGUCCCUACG
Messenger RNA from Annulohypoxylon maeteangense, 1099 nucleotides. RefSeq names its product ribosomal protein S5. Gene Ontology annotation, biological process: translation. The record is from RefSeq and is a predicted model, not a curated record. Gene Ontology annotation, cellular component: ribosome; cytosolic small ribosomal subunit. The transcript has 3 exons. Bases 135 to 920 code for a protein of 261 amino acids. Gene Ontology annotation, molecular function: structural constituent of ribosome; RNA binding. Lineage: Eukaryota; Fungi; Ascomycota; Sordariomycetes; Xylariales; Hypoxylaceae.